AUGAUAGAUGGGGUGACCUGCAUAGGCGGGUUGCACGGUCUGCUGGGUAGGGUAACCCUUUCAGCCGGGGCGACAAUUUGCCAAGUAACGUCUCAAGCAUUCGUUUUGAUCUUGAUGUGUGUGGAAAGUGCCUCCGAAGCAGUCCUUAAGUUUCGUGGACAUGAACCAGCUCAGCCAUGUUCACCAGAUAUUUGCAAGCUUCCCGACUGCCGUUGUAGCGGAACAGACAUCCCUGGAAAUCUUCCACCAAAUAAAGUUCCGCAAAUGGUUAUGUUGACCUUCGAUGACGCUGUAAAUGACCAAGUGGACAGAUAUUACCAGGAUCUAUUUGGGACUGGCGAACUGAAAAAUCCAAACGGUUGUACCGUAACAGCCACUUUCUUCGUGUCGCACGAGUACACGGAGUAUCAAAUGGUACAAGCGCUGUACCACAACAGGCACGAUAUUGCAGAUCAUACAAUCUCACACAGAACCCCUACUUCCUGGUGGAAAUCAGCAAAUUACAGUCAGCUGACGGACGAAAUUGCGGGACAGAGGGAAAUUUUAAGAAAGUGGGGACAGGUCAAGGCAGAGGACGUCGUUGGAUUCCGUGUACCCUUCUUGCAGCUCGGGGGCAACACAAUGUAUCAAGUUCUGCAUGAUAACAAGUUCCUGUAUGACUCGUCCAUGCCAACCCAGAAGUUUACGGAUCCGCCGAUGUGGCCCUACACGCUGGAUUAUCGAUCGACACAAGAAUGCGUUAUUCCGCCAUGUCCUACAGAUUCAUUCCCUGGUCUUUGGGAGGUUCCUAUGAUCGACUACACCGAUUCACGAGGAAAUCCAUGCAAUAUGAUUGACGAAUGCUACGCAUCAGCCAAUGAAACGGAAGCAUAUGAUCUAUUGUCGACGAAUUUUGAGCGACAUUACACCACCUUGAACAGAGCACCAUUCCCCAUGUUUCUGCACGCUGGAUGGUUUGCGAGAUAUCCAUACACUUUAACUGGAAGAGAAAACUCGUGCAUUUUCGUCUCAAAGCUAAGAUUUGACAAAUUAGAUUUGAUUGAAACAGGAAGAAGGUUCCAAAUUUUAGCAACUUUUGAUAUUCCGAUGAGCAACUUUCCAGCAUUUUAA
Messenger RNA from Pocillopora verrucosa, 1110 nucleotides. The record is from RefSeq and is a predicted model, not a curated record. Lineage: Eukaryota; Metazoa; Cnidaria; Anthozoa; Scleractinia; Pocilloporidae.